UUCAUUUUUAACUGUAGUGAACGUUGAAUGAACCAGGACCACAGAAAUAAUUGGACAUGUUGUGCUCCUCCGGUCCUGCAGGGGGCGCUACGUCUCUCUGCUUCCUCUCAAUGACCCGGACAGAUCAACACAAUCUGGACUGUUUUCCUUCCUGCAGUCCGGUGGACGGAGCUCUGCAUCGGGAUGUCUCUGUCUGUGUGUCCCCAGAGCUGCGGGCUCCGGCCACUGACCGACUCGGUGUCGGAGCUGCUCUCCAAAGUCGGCGAGGAGAUCCUGGCUACGCUGGAGAGGCGCGCCGGGGAAGCCGGGUCGUUCAGAGGCUCGGGCCGCUUGGUGCGGCUCCUGCGGCCGCUUCUCACGGACGGGAUGGCGGCAGCCGCGGAGCUGAUUGUUCAGCUUCUGGAGCGGGAGGUGGAGGAGUUCCGGCGGCAACUGGAGCGGCAGAGCCGGCUGCUGGAGGCCGCACUGAGCCCGGUGGUUCUGCUGAAGCGGACGGUCUCAAUCGGCUCCUCUGCCAAAGAGAUGACCACAGAUAAUGAAAACCUCCCGCUGCAUUCAGACGCAGUAACUGCUGCCUCCUCUGACAUUUCUGCUGCUGAAAGUGAUGAAGAACGGAUUGAAAACUCCUCAGAUAAGAAAGAGACAAACACAGCAGAUAAAAGAGACGAAUCUGUAAGUAAUCAAUGUUUAAUCUGUGGGAAAACUUUCCGUCACAAAGUAAAUCUCAUCAGACACUCGGAAAUUCAUGCAGACUCACCUGAAAAUCUCUGUGGAGUCUGUGGAAAACACCUGGAGGCUUCAGGAGAUUUAUCCGACCACCUCGCAUCCCACAGGGAAACCGUUUGCAUGAGCAGGUUCUGUGAGAUUUGUGGGAAGACAUUUCAGAACAUGGAAACUCACGUACGGAGCCACACUGGGGUAAAACCGUACAGCUGUGACUUCUGCAGCAAGAGCUUCCCACGGGCCAACGCACUGAAGAGGCACAAAAAGAUCCACAGCAGAGACAAACCGAGCGCCUGUCAGAUCUGUGGAAAGACAUUUGCUGAGAACCAGAUGCUUCUAGAGCAUCUGAAGACACAUGAAGAUCACCGCAAAGGGGAGGAUGAUAGUUCAGAGAUGGCUAAACUGGAAGUAAACGUAGAACCACUCCCUGAUGAUUCACUCUGCUGCAGAGUUUGUGGAGAUUCCUUUCACAGUCGAGGCCUCUUAAGAAAACACGCAGUAACACACAGCAGCGACUCCAGAUGUGUGUGUGGAGUGUGUGGGGAGCAGCUGGAUUCAUCAGACGUUCUGCAGACUCACUUGGAGUCUCACAUGGAGGCUGGUGGGACAUGCAGCGUCUGCGGGAAGAGUUUCCAGAACAUGGAGACGCACAUGCGAAUCCACACAGGGCUGAAGCCAUACCGAUGCCCCGUCUGUGGCAAACGCUUUCCCCGAUCUGGAGCUCUGAGGCGACACAGGAAGACCCACAGCGCCAAGCGUCCACUAGACAGAGAACAGGAAGUCCAGAAUACAGAAGGUCAAAAAGCAGAGAUGUCAGGUAGUCCGUCAUCCUGCUGCAAAGUCUGUGGGGAGAGUUUUCAGAGCAAAGGCAAUCUAAGAAAACAUGCCAAGAGCCACGCUUCAGAGUCUGUCUGUGGGGUGUGCGGUGAGGAUCUGCUACCAUCUGAAACGCUGGCCGAUCACUUGCAGGGCCACAAAGACAAAGGGAAAGUCUGCCACAUCUGUGGCAACACCUUUCAACACAUAGAGAUCCAUAUGCAAACCCACACGGGCAUCAAACCAUACUCCUGCAGCAUCUGCGGGAAGUGCUUUCCUCGACCCGGUGCUCUGAGGAGACAUAAGAGGAUCCACAGUGGGGAGAGGCCGUACAUCUGCGAAUUUUGCGGGAAGACGUUCAUCGAGCGCACCUCUCUGACGGCGCACAUCAGGAGCCACAACACCAACCGAACUGUCAGCCGCGUCUCCUGCGAUACCUGCGGGAAGAGUCUCGCCUCUGUCCAAAUCCUAGAAGUUCACCGGAGGAUCCACACUGGCGAGAAGCCAUUCCCCUGCCGCAUCUGUGGGAAAGCCUUCCGGCAGAUGGGAGGGCUUAACGUCCACAUGCUAACGCACACGGGAGAGAAGCCAUUCAGCUGUACUCUCUGUGGCAAAAGCUUCUCCACCAAAGGAUACCUGGAAACCCACAUCCGCUUCCACAGGAAGGAGCUGGCCUUCGGGUGCCACCUGUGCUGGAAGGCCUUUGUCACCAAAAAUGACUUGAAGAAGCAUCUGUUGACCCACACUGGAGAGAAACCCUUCAGCUGCCAGGUAUGCGGGAAAAGUUACCAGGAGAAACGCUCUCGAGACAUUCACAUGAAGGUGCACCAGGUGGUCCAUAACAGCAGGAAGUCAACCAGAGGGCAGGAGGGUCUCCAGACAGACUUCAUCCAGCUGUAGAGAGUCAGAUUAGUUCAAACUCAUAAAUAACAAAUUAUAAUAAGACCUUAUUACCUGUUGAACAGUAAUCACAUGAGAGACAAGACUGUUUAAGUUUAAACCAGAACAAAUGAAAGAACUGGAGAACUAGACUUACAAAUAAUAAAUUUUUAGCCUUUUGAAUACAAAGAUCUUAUUUUCAGAUUAUUCCUUUAACAUUUACAGAAAAACAAACAAAAUGCAUUCAUAUGGAGAAUUUUUUUUUUUGAUUUUCUGAGUUUAUUUGAAUGAAAUUUGAGCAUUUCAGUCAUGACAGACUUGAUCUUUUACUGAGUUUUUACUGAGUUUGACAUUUUAGUUGUUUUCAUACAUUAUCUUGAAGGCCCUUAAAUGUGUUUUCAUUAAUUUAAACAGUCUUUAUUUUCAAAGAUCUGCUAUAAUUUAGUUUUUACCAAAGAGAGAAAGUUGUAAAUGAGGUUCGACAAAAUUUCUUGGUAUUUUUAGUAGGAAAGUUGAGAGCACCAUUUUCUGCAUCGAAAUAUUGUUGAAUAUAUAAAUAAUUAAACAGCUGGAGACGUGUAGCAUCACAUGUUUUGUUUAUGUUUGUACAACCAAUAAAGAGUUGUGCAAAACAUUAUUACUAAUUUACAGUCUGCUUUUUAUUUCAAGACAUUUUAUCUCAAAAUAAAGACAUGAGAAACAUGUAUUUGCUGUUUUUAAUGGAUUAAAGUUGAAUCUGUACACAUGA
Molecule: messenger RNA, 3166 nt
Organism: Xiphophorus couchianus (Monterrey platyfish)
Lineage: Eukaryota; Metazoa; Chordata; Actinopteri; Cyprinodontiformes; Poeciliidae
Product: gastrula zinc finger protein XlCGF58.1-like
Exons: 2
Coding region: 184-2439 (751 amino acids)
Biological process (GO): regulation of DNA-templated transcription
Molecular function (GO): DNA-binding transcription factor activity, RNA polymerase II-specific; RNA polymerase II cis-regulatory region sequence-specific DNA binding
Source: RefSeq, a predicted model, not a curated record